AAUUUGCACAUAGAGAGGGAUGAUGAUAAACAUGGAAAGAAUUCAUGCGGUGGAGAGCAGCCCAUCCUAAUCGGAUGUGGUUUUGAGUUUUCACCAUCAUCUUUGAUAUUUUUGCUACAGUACCCCAACCGCCAAUGGUUCACUUUCUUACAAGUUUGUCUAGUACUACCACUACUCCCUGCACUUGUUUCCCUUUACAUUUGUCUUGAGCCCACAAGUUUUCAAUAAACUGUACCGAUCCAUAGCAGGAUUCCUGAAAGGGAGUUGUUAGAAAUCAAUGGCGGAGGUGACUAAUGUGAGCGAGUAUGAGGCUAUUGCCAGGGAAAAAUUGCCCAAGAUGGUCUAUGACUACUAUGCAUCAGGUGCAGAGGACCAGUGGACUCUGGCUGAGAACACACGUGCAUUUUCAAGAAUCUUGUUUAGGCCCAGGAUUCUAAUAGAUGUGAGCAAGAUUGACAUGACUGCCAAUGUGUUAGGGUUCAAGAUUUCAAUGCCAAUCAUGAUUGCCCCCACUGCUAUGCAGAAAAUGGCUCAUCCUCAUGGAGAAUGCGCGACAGCUAGAGCCGCAUCAGCAGCCGGAACAAUCAUGAUAUUGUCGUCAUGGUCCACUUCCAGUGUAGAAGAAGUUGCUUCAACGGGGCCGGGGAUCAGAUUCUUCCAGCUUUCUGUCUACAAGGAUAGGCAUGUUGUGGAACGGCUUGUAAGGAGAGUUGAACGGGCGGGGUUCAAGGCCAUAGCUCUCACUGUGGAUGCCCAGAGAUUGGGACGUAGAGAAAGUGAUAUCAAGAACAGGUUUACUUUGCCACCGCAUUUGACAUUGAAGAACUUCGAGGGUUUGGAGCUUGGCAAGAUGGACAAAGUUGAGAACUCUGGAUUGGCUUCAUAUGUUGCGGGUCAAAUUGAUCGUACUUUGAGUUGGAAGGAUGUGAAGUGGCUGCAGUCAAUUACUGUGUUACCUAUUCUAAUGAAAGGUGUACUCACUGCUGAAGAUACAAGGAUUGCCAUUCAAAACAAAAUAGCUGGGAUUAUAGUAUCCAAUCAUGGUGCUCGUCAGCUGGAUUACGUCCCAUCCACUAUCAUGGUCUUGGAAGAGGUUGUGAAAGCUGCACAAGGCCGAGUACCCAUAUUCUUGGACGGAGGGGUCCGUCGUGGAACAGAUGUCUUCAAGGCAUUAGCACUAGGAGCCUCUGGCAUCUUUAUUGGACGAUCCGUGGUUUUCUCGUUAGCUGCUGACGGGGAAGUCGGAGUUAGAAAGGUGCUCCAAAGGUUGCGGGACGAGUUUGAGUUGACUAUGGCAUUGAGCGGGUGCCGUUCGCUUAGUGAGAUCACCCGUGAUCACAUUAUUACCCGAUGGGAUGCUCCGAGGUUGUAGAGCAGAGAAUGUCGUUGAAAUCAUCAUAUUAUAUGUUGUUAAGGGCCCAUCUUUUUCUUGGAUCACUUGUUUAUAUGUUAUGCGAAUCUUGAAUAUGCCUAAAAUCAAUAUGAAUUUACAUGUCA
This is a messenger RNA of Sesamum indicum (sesame), 1497 nucleotides long. RefSeq names its product glycolate oxidase 1. Gene Ontology annotation, cellular component: peroxisome. Gene Ontology annotation, molecular function: (S)-2-hydroxy-acid oxidase activity; FMN binding. Lineage: Eukaryota; Viridiplantae; Streptophyta; Magnoliopsida; Lamiales; Pedaliaceae. The record is from RefSeq and is a predicted model, not a curated record.